Molecule: messenger RNA, 4144 nt
Organism: Notothenia coriiceps (black rockcod)
Lineage: Eukaryota; Metazoa; Chordata; Actinopteri; Perciformes; Nototheniidae
Gene: tap2a
Product: transporter associated with antigen processing, subunit type a
Exons: 11
Coding region: 83-2236 (717 amino acids)
Biological process (GO): transmembrane transport
Cellular component (GO): membrane
Molecular function (GO): ATP binding; ABC-type oligopeptide transporter activity; ATP hydrolysis activity
Source: RefSeq, a predicted model, not a curated record
ACGAAAAUGAAAGUAGAUGAAAAGUUCUGAAAACACUGGUCUCGCAGCAUAGCAGGUCAUUUAAGGACGACUGUUAGUGAAAAUGGCAGCCUGUACAGUAUUUAGAAAAGUCUUUGCUUUGAUUUUAGCAGUUUUUGUCGACAUUUCCUUCUUUCAUUUAUCGGGGUUAGUCGUGAACCACAGGGUGUUUGGACAUCUUCCGCGACUCUGGGUGUCUGCGGCUCUCCGGUGUUUGGCACUGACUGCUAUUACUCUGCUCAGCCUCAGAGAUGUCCGACCGUUAGUGUUUCGGGUUAUAUUUACACACAGUCUGCUGCCUGCGGUGCUGGAGACCGGGACCAGAGUGCUCUACCACGAGGAGACCCAGUGUGGCAUGUUGGCGGAUCUGCGCUGCUGGCUGAUGUGCGCCGGGGCGUCGCUGGCUGGGGCUCUGUUUUGGGAGAUCACCAUCCCGGACACCGAAGAUGCAGCCGCCGGUAAAGAGAAGAGGCAGAAAGCUCGAGUGCUGUUUGUGAGAGUCCUGCACCUGUACAGACCCGACUCUCUGCUGCUGUUGGGAGGACUUGUGUUCCUGACGCUGGCUGUUAUCUGUCAGAUGUUCAUCCCGUUCUACACUGGGAGAGUCAUUGACAUCCUUGGCAGUCAGUACCAGCACACUGAAUUCAUAUCUGCACUCCUCUUCAUGGGGCUGUACUCUCUGGGAAGCUCUGUGAGUGCAGGCUGCAGAGGAGGUCUCUUACUUUGUGCCAUCAGUGCCUUCGCAUGCAGAGUGAAAGCCAAGCUGUUUGGGGCUUUGACCAAACAGGAAAUUGGAUUCUUUGAGGCCGUAAAGACAGGUGAAAUUACAUCCAGGUUGUCGAAAGACACCAACUUGAUGGGGAGAACAGUGGGUCUGAAUGUCAAUGUGCUGCUGAGGACAUUCAUCAACACAAUGGGCAUGAUCUCCCUGAUGAUGAAUCUGUCAUGGAAGCUCACAUUCCUUGUGUUGAUGGAGACGCCUAUCACUGGCCUUAUUCAGAACAUCUAUGACACUCACUACCAGCGCCUGUCCCUUGCGGUGCAGGACUCAAUGGCUCUGUCAAAUGAAGUUGCAAAUGAGGUAGUAUCCAGUAUUCAUGCGGUCCGAAGCUUUAACACAGAAAAACAAGAGGCUCAGCGCUAUGACGACCGCCUGAUGGAAACACACACACUGAGGACCCGCCGGGACACUGUCAGGGCCGUUUACCUGCUCGCACAGAGGUUAACAGGGCUGGUCAUGCAGGUCCUCAUGUUGUAUUAUGGCCGGCUGUUCAUCCGGAGUGGACAGAUGACCACUGGCAACCUGGUUUCCUUCAUCCUCUACCAGUCAGACCUGGGAGACAACAUCAGGACACUUACCUACAGCUUUGGCGAUAUGCUAAACUCGGUGGGGGCUGCUGGGAAGGUCUUUGAGUACCUGGACCGAAAACCUCAGGUCAGCACGGAGGGAAAACUCAAACCGGAUCAGCUGACAGGAGACAUCAGCUUCCGUGGCGUCAACUUUGCCUAUCCAGCAUCCCCCAACAAAAAAGUGCUGCAGGACUUCUCUUUGGAGCUGAAGGCAGGUCAGAUGACGGCACUGGUGGGUCCAUCCGGAGAAGGGAAGAGCACCUGUGUGAGUCUGCUAGAGCGUUACUAUGAGCAGCAGGAUGGAGAAAUCCUAUUGGACAAUGAACCACUGAAGUCUUAUGACCACCGUUUCCUCCACAAGAAGAUUGCAGUGGUGAGCCAGCAGCCUGUGCUCUUCUCAGGCUCCAUCAGAGACAACAUCGCCUACGGGGUUGCUGAAUGCUCAUUGGGUGAGAUCCAGGAAGCAGCACGCAAAGCCAACGCCCAUGACUUCAUUAACCAACUGGAGAAAGGAUAUGACACAGAGGUGGGUGAGGGUGGCGGGCAGUUAGCCAAAAGCGAGAGGCAGCGGAUCGCCAUUGCUCGAGCCCUGGUCAGACAGCCACAGGUCCUCAUUCUGGAUGAAAUUACCAGCUCUCUGGACCCUGAGAGCGAAAAUAAGAUUCAGCAGGCCCUGGCUAGUUGUCCCAACCAGACCCUGCUGGUGAUCGCUCACAGGCUGAAGACCAUUGAGAAGGCCCAUCAGAUUGUCCUGAUCGGGGACGGCCAAAUUCAGGAACGAGGGACUCACCAGGACCUGAUGGAGGAGAAGGGGAGAUACUACAAACUGAGAGAGAAGCUGUUCACCGAGGGAAACUCCCCUCAAUGACAGACAGCUGCCACUGAGCAGAGGCUCAAUGUGUGGAAGAUAAUUGUUCUGUAUAUAAAUGCAGCAUGUAUUUAUUUUGUAAAUAUUGAAAAAGAAAGAAUGGGCCUCUACGUUGUUUUAGUUAUAUUCUGUAAUGUGGCCUAAUAGUUUACUUUAAAUCGUAUUUUGAUAUCACCUUUUGUAUUGUAAAAAUCCUUAAAUUCAAUACAUUCCAUUUUCUCAUAGAUGCGUGACCACUAUCAUUUUGUUCCAUUUCAUGUCCUUGUAUAAAUGUUUGACAUGACAGCACAACGUUGGGCUAUAAAAUAUUCCUUUAUUAUCAGACCGGCCAAAGGUUAUCUCACAGGUGUGUCUAAAUAAAAGGUUGAUCACCAGUAUCAGACGUUUUGAUUAUUGUCUCAGUUAACUCCUGCUAUAACAUCAGUCAAACCAUAUCUAAAUGUUUUUGAGUUUUUUUUCAAACUAUUUGUCACAUAGUUAUAUAUAUGUCCUUUUACUAAACAUUCAUGGGAUAAAAUUAAAUCCAGAGCAGUGUGUUAUGUACAGUACAACAAUGUGCAUUUAGGAUAUGUUUUCUUUUUUAUCAUAUAUCAUUGUGUUUUUUAUUCAUUUCUGGUUUUAAGCUGCUCAAACACAAUGGAGACUUUGUUUUAUUGUCAGAGCUGACCUGGAAAGUCCCUGGCAAGAAGCCCUUUUUUUUUUCUGGCAAUGAGGCCGUUUCGAAAGAUUCCUGAUGAUAUGUGUCAUAAACAUCAGAGGCACAGGGAAGUGAAAUGCAGCAUUCUGUCAAAACAGCAAUCGCCUCUAUCAAAGAUUAGGCUUAGUUCAUAAAACAUUGAGCACCAUUUUGUAAGGACACGUGUGUGCAUCAACAAAAUGGUGACUGGAUUCACGAGCCACGUUUGGUAAUUUUGUUUCUCCUGCAGUUUAAUGAGUUUCAUGCACAGUUAUAUUUAAAAUAUCUCAAGUUCAGAAAAGUUUUUCCCAGUAUUUGCUUGCAUUUUCUUAAUUUAUAAUCAAGUUAUUUUCAUGUUCUAACUGUCACUGGAUGAUUAAUCAUGCUUCUCUAUGAAACUGCAUCUGCUGUUUUUUUUUUACAUCUUGAAAAAAAGUUUAGUUUAGUGGUAGGGCUGAAAACGAAACUAUUUCUCAUUGUUAUUCUUUAUAACCAGACAGUUAGGAGAUACCAUCGGGCAUGGUGACUCAUCAGUUAACCUGUCAGCUUUGUUUGCCGCCUGCGGGUUAUGCAGGAGGGCACAAAGUGGAAGAGCAGAUGCCAAAAUGUGGCGCCAUUUUAGGAUGAGACCUUUAGAAACCUAAACACCAAAUGGCAGACAGUCACAGUGGACAUAGAAAGUCAGAAAAUGUAGAAUAAGAGGCACAUAAAACAUGAUAUAGUGAGAGGCUGUAUCCAUUGCUGUGGGUAAAAACCUUCGUUAAUCCCCAAACCUCAGUAUGCACCAUAUAUUCUGUGUAUGUGAUGUUUUUGGAUGUGCUUUUGUGCCAAGAGGCUUUUGCAUAACCAGCUCUGCACCAUAGCGCCGCAUCGCCACUGCCUAGCUGGAAAGUCCUUUCUCUUCUUUCUUUCUUUCACUUUCUGCCUUUCCUGCACUGUGUAUUUAGUUACUCCUCCACAUCACAGCCAAGGUCUUGUAACUCAAAGCAUUGUGGUGUGAUUGACACGCUUCUGCCAUUUUACCCAUUCAGAGCAACAGUUAGAUGGAUUUGGUUAGGUGACACUUUGACGGAGCAAGUUUUAAGUGAAUAAAGUGUGUCUGUGUUUUCCUUCAACAGUGCCAAAGGGCCAGAGUAGAUGUAUGCUUUUUCAACGGAUUAUACAGUAUGUGUUUGUUUUUUUCAAUGUUACUGUUAUUCAAAUCCUAAUCUGUAAAUAAAAAAUUUUAAUGU